This is a messenger RNA of Phycodurus eques (leafy seadragon), 2922 nucleotides long. Its product is annotated as transmembrane protein 25. The coding region runs from base 301 to 1461 and encodes 386 amino acids. NCBI's taxonomy places the organism in Eukaryota, Metazoa, Chordata, Actinopteri, Syngnathiformes, Syngnathidae. The record is from RefSeq and is a predicted model, not a curated record. Gene Ontology annotation, biological process: negative regulation of excitatory postsynaptic potential. The transcript is spliced from 9 exons.
UCGCUCAUCCUCUUUGCUGUUCUCUCCCACCUACUCUCCCCUCCUCUCAGUGGUAGCGGUGUGACUGCCUGAGUCAGCUAGCUUUACCAGCCAGUGAGUAAAUGCUGCUUCUGGAGGUGGCAUAUCCUGCAGACAAAUGUGUGUGUGGUGUGUAUGUGGGACUAUGAGUGGACACGGAUGGGAGAGCGACUGAGUCAGAAAGGCUGCAGUCCUCCCAUCACCAUCCUUCGCUCCACUGCUGCCAUGGCGCUCCGGCUGGCUGAAUCACAGCAGAGGCUGCAGAAAGGGCUGCUGAGGUAGAUGCAUGUAUGUUGUAGUAGUAUGGAUAAUGUGUGCAAGAGAAGGUGGUCAUCAGGCUCCCAGGCCAUGGUGUUUCUUCACACACUGGCCUUAUCCUGGGCAGGUGCUGUUGAACCUGCCCCCGAAAUUGACGGACAUCGUCAGACAGCGAUGACACUAAGAGAAAACGCUAUACACAGGUUCAACUGUCAUUCAUAUGGUUGGCACCCCCAUGCACCGGCCUUGCUGACCUGGUACCUGAACGGUGAGCGGCAGAGGUCGUUUUCUCCUAAAGGGGGUCUGGGGAAGACACCCCAAAAAAACUCUGAGGUCAGGAGAUUCGGAGCCAAUCACAACAGCACAAACUCACUGCGGGCCAGAAAGUGGGACAGAGAGCUGGUGUGUGUGGCAUUGAACCCCAAAUCAGGGGAAAGCUACAAUGCUACAGUUACACUCAAUGUCCAAUUUCAGCCUGAGAUCCUCAGGGUCAGCGCACACUCCAGUGAAAACUCAGACCCCGGCCUUUUGUUAGUCCUCUUUGCAUUGGUUCAGUCCAACCCACCUGCCACCUUCACCUUCACAGACCAGUCUGGUCUGCUAAUGGCUAACACUUCAGACAUCUUCAUCCUCGACUCACACGACUACCCCUGGAUGACCAAUCACACACUAAGAGUCACUCUCAAUAGUCUAUCAGGAAAUAUCUCACUGAAUGCCAGCAACAGUGUGGGCACCACGCAAAGUAACCUCACACUGGCAGAGUUCCUACAAUCUCGUGUGGAAGUGCCAAUGCUGGGAAUUGUAACUGGAGGGUCCAUGGCCUUCAUGGCCCUUCUCAUCCUCAGCCUGAUAGUCCUCUGCCUCAUGCAAAAACCAACAAGCAAGUCCAUCGAUGAGCCAGUGGAGAUUCUAAUGACUAAGAAAAGUGACUCAACCAAUCUGAAAGCAGAGAGAUCUUACAUCCCCAGAGAGAACAUGUCUCUUCCUUCCAAUAUGCAGCUUAAUGACCUCAGCACUUUGAAAAAGGGAGAGAACACCCAGCAAAUCAGUGGUGGGGAGAAGAAGAAAGAUGAGGAGGAUGAAGAUCUGUCUUUAGCCUAUGCUGCGAGAGGCUUUGCCAGAUAUCCAAUGGUGGGCUACAUCUACAAGGUGAAUAGCACCAGCAGUGAGGAGAUCUGGCUCUGACUCACCUCAAAGGCAACAUACGGGCUAUGCAAUUGCAUGCAAGACGAUUUUAACAAAGAAUCUGCAACAAAUCACACAUUUCUCUCUUAAACUAUUCUCAAGUUGGCUCAAAAUCUGUCUCUAGAUCAUACAAGCACAUAAUGUGUGUGAACUCCCAAACUGUGUUGCCAUGUCAUCUGUAACCAUUUGCUCAUAGUUGUCCUCUUUCAUGCUAUUAAUAUUGCAAUGCAUUUAUUCUGCUAUGCACAGUUCAGAAUGUCCGUGAUGUGCUGUAUGUGUGAUUUUACAAAUUUAUUUGAUGCAAAAAAUAUAUGUUUAUAUGUAUAGAACUUGUAAUGCACUGUAUUAGUUUGCACAUGUACAUGCGCAUAAAACAUAGUCAUGAAUAAAGUUAAGAUGAAUACAUCUCACCUCGAGUGUGGCUCUACUGGCAUCCACAAGGGGGUGCUAAACAUUUGGGUGUCUGGUACUUGCGAAGGGUGAUCUGUGCUUAAAUGUGCAAGGGGAAUGAGUGUUUGUGCCUUUUGUGCAGUACAGUACGUGGACAGACAACUUUGAUGAUAUGUUGUGUAUAUAAAACAUUGUGCAUUAUAAAAUCCAGAAUAGCAACUGCAGAAUAAAAUUGCAUGUGUUCCGACUUGUGUGGACGUACACGUACGCAUGUCGUUAGAGACGCCACCAGGUGCUGUCUGUGGUUCAUAGGGUUUUGGUGCAGCAGUUCAGACAGGAAGCUGUGUUGCGCUGUGCCGGGUGAACGUAUUUUCUUCCUGCAGCACGAUGCUUUUGGGAGCGAAUCUAGUUUUUGUCAUAUACAAAAGGGAAAUAAUAUAACAGCCAUGGUAAUAAAUUAUUGAUGAGUAAACACACUUUUGUUGUUUGCCUUACCAGAUAGAAGUGUUAUGUUUAUUUCUCAAAACAAAUAAUUAGUGCAGAUCUAGUUGUUAAUUCAAGAAUGAUUUUGUUAUUUCUUACCUUUUGCUGUCCCCAUUGUUGUAUAGACGCUUCUGCUUCCAGAGAUGCAGCUAAAACAAAUGCCAUUACAUCUGCUAUUCAGUACAGUAUUUACUUGAGCUGUAGCAGAGAGGGCAAAAGUACUCACACUCAGUACUUAAGUAGAAGUACACAUUCUUUUGUAAAAAAAAAUAAAGGGAAAGUACUGGUUCAAUUUUACUUUAGUAAUAGUAAAACAAAGACUGAAAAGAGCAAAAGUAGCCCAUGAGGAGAAGCAGUAAAGAAAAUGGAUGGAUGGAUUAUUGUCAGUUAUAUACAAUAUCUGUUUUGAUAACUUGGUCCAUUAGGAAAAAAAAAACUGCACACAAAACAGUUUCCCUCUUUUAUUAACUUGCAUAGUGCUCGUACUGAGAAGGAAAAUCAAUCACUGGGCAUGCUGUCAAAACAAUAUUUUCCCAUAGCUUUGCUAACAUUGUGAACUGAAUAGCAAAAAAUAUUGAGAAAUAGCGA